This is a messenger RNA of Drosophila kikkawai, 2929 nucleotides long. It is a transcript of the gene Nct, whose product is annotated as Nicastrin. Gene Ontology annotation, cellular component: plasma membrane. The record is from RefSeq and is a predicted model, not a curated record. Lineage: Eukaryota; Metazoa; Arthropoda; Insecta; Diptera; Drosophilidae. Gene Ontology annotation, biological process: Notch receptor processing; protein processing.
UCAUCUGCAGAGCGACGGUCACACUGGCAGUAAAAUGUUUUUGUUUUAGCAAGCAUUAUUGCCUUUCUUUUUGCCGAAAUCUUGGAAAAGCGAACGACGAUAAGAGCACGGCUAACAAAGGCCCUUCCGAUGGAAAAGCGUUUAAGUGCGGCUGCGAUAUGGCUGCUCAUGGUGCUGUACGGCGCUUCUGUGGCUCAAGGCGAACGGACGCGCGAUAAGAUGUACAAGCCCAUUUUGGGGGCCAGCUGCUUCCGGCGACUGAACGGCACCCACCAGACCGGCUGCUCCUCAACCUAUUCCGGCUCCGUGGGCGUGCUGCAUCGGAUCAAUGUGGAGGCCGACUUGGAAUUUCUGCUCGCUGGUCCGCCAUCGCCGCCAUACGCUCCCAUGAUACCGCCGCACCUGUUCACCCGCGACAACCUGAUGCGACUGAAAAUGGCGGGGCCGCAAAACAUCUCGGUGGUGCUGCUGGUCAACCAGACGAACAAUAUGCAGCAGUUCUCGCACGAGCUCAACUGUCCCAACCAGUACAGCGGGAUAAACAGUAGCAGCGAGACCUGCGAUGCCACCAAUCCGGCCAAAAACUGGAAUCCCUGGGGUACCGGUCUCCUGCACGAGGACUUCCCCUUUCCCAUUUUUUACAUCGACGAUACAGAUGAGAUCGAGAAGCUGAUGCAGUGCUUUGAGAAAUUCAACAACAAAGACUACAAGACGCACGCCCUGCGUAGUCUAUGCGCCGUGGAAGUCAAAGCCUUCAUGUCUGCCGCUGUCAAUACGGAGGUGUGCAUGCGCCGCACCAACUUCAUUAACAAUCUGGGCGGCAGCAAGUACUGCGAUCCGCUUGAGGGACGCAAUGUAUAUGCCACUGUGUAUCCUCGGGAACCUUUACUUAAUGAUGGAAUCGAGGUGCUCAGGACGGAUGAAAAGAUUAUAAUGGUCACUUGUCGGCUGGACACGGUUAGCAUGUUCGAUGGAGUUGGCGUAGGAGCGAUGGAUUCUCUGAUGGGUCUGGCUGUUUUCACGCAGGUGGCAAAUCUUUUGCGGCAACUGCUACCGCCUCAAAGCUCGCUGCCCGAUUCCCGUCGAAAUAUUCUCUUUGUGACUUUUAAUGGAGAGUCCUACGACUACAUCGGAUCACAGAGAUUUGUCUACGACAUGGAGAGACUCGAGUUUCCCCCAGAAUCUGCGCACAGCCCACCGAUUGCCUUUGAUAACAUCGAUUUUAUGCUGGACAUUGGUACGCUGGAUGACAUAGCCAACAUCAAGCUGCAUGCCUUGAGAGGAUCAGAUCUGGCCCAGAAGCUGCUGGGACAGCUUAACAAUUACGCCAGGGCAUCGCGCUACGGUUUCAACCUGAACAUUCAGUCGGAGAUUAGCGCCCACAUACCGCCCACAUCGGCGCAGUCUUUCCUGCGGCGCGAUCCAAACUUUCGGGCCCUCAUUUUGAACGCGAGGCCAACGAACAAAUACUAUCAUUCCAUCUACGAUGAUGCGAAAAAUAUAGACUUUACGUAUGCGAACACUAGCAAGGAUUUCACGCAAUUGGCGGAUGUUGGCGACUUUAAGGGGCUGAAAGCCGAUUCCCUGCAGAUGAAAGUGCGCAAUAUAUCUUCAAUUGUGGCAUUGGCGCUCUACCAGACGCUUACUGGCAAGGAGUACACAGGCACCAAGGUGGCCAAUCCACUGCUGGCCGAUGAGCUUCUUUAUUGCUUCCUCGAGUCGGCGGACUGUCCGCUGUUUAAGGCCUCAUCGUAUCCUGACAGUCCCACUGGCUUGCAGUUACCUCCGAUGCGCUAUAUAAGCGUCUUGGGUGGAUCUCAGGAGUCAUCUGGUUGGACGUACCGUGUUCUGGGCUAUCUGCUGUCACAGCCUCAACCAAAUAUUCCCAAAGAAAACUGCACCAAAUUGCCGCUGCACUAUUUCGCCGGCUACAACAACGUCGGCGAGUGCCGCCUUACGACCCAAAACUACAGCUACGCCCUGAGUCCGGCCUUUCUUAUUGAUGGCUACGAUUGGAGCUCGGGACAAUACUCUACAUGGACCGAGUCCACCUGGUCCCAGUUCAGUGCGCGCAUCUUCCUGCGUCCGUCCAAUGUUCACCAGAUCACAACACUCAGCAUCGGCAUAGUGGUGCUCAUCGUCUCCUUCUGCUUGGUGUACAUAAUAAGCUCACGUUCGGAAGUCCUCUUUGAGGACUUGCCGGCUAGCAAUGCCGCAUUGUUUGGUUGAUGAAGUUACGACUGCCGCAGCGGAGCCAUCAUCAUCGUGUUCAGCUCGUGUUCAUUCCACAAAACUAUGCAUGCAUCCGCGUUAGCAGUUUUGAUGUAGUUAGUUUGCUAGCGUUCCCAUUAAUCGCUCUCUGAUAUACAUGUGUGUGCCCUUUUAGGUUGCCGCCGCCGACGGCCUGUUAGUCAGUGGACAUCUUCAAGAAAAUCUAAACAAAUGCCAGGAAAAGAUCUGAAAACAAAGACACUAUAAUGAUAUUCUAACUCGUAAUUUAAGCCAUUAAGCAAACGUUUAUUUGUAUGUAUUUUUGUAUUUUAAACAAGUAAAUUAGCCUCUAGCGACUAUGUUGUAUCAUAUAUAAUAGAUAUUUAACCGAUUGCGACAAAAUCCGUACUCUCCUGCGCAAGAAAUACGUUCUGUUUACUUAUCCCAGCCCUUCGCCCGUUUCGCAGUGUACAUAGAGGUAAACGAAAAAAUAAUAAUGUAACCCCUAAUAAUGCCAAGGAAGAGAUGUCUGUACAAAUAUUGUGACAAGAACUGCUAUAUGUAAAUCCUAAAACAAUGGAAAUAUUUAUACCAUCUGCAUCUUUUGCAAUACUGAACUUAAUGAUCUGAAAUCAUCACUUCAUAGAAGACAAAUAAUUAUUAUGAUAACGACUCUAAAUUAUACAUAUAUAUGUUUAAUAAAUUUUGAUAAGGUGUA